AUAUGUACCUUGUAUUUUUAGCGACUUUUCUGCUUCUAUUGGGAGGCGUUCUGACCCAUCCUGAAGAAGAGGAUCUAACAUCAGCUGCCACCCUAGAUGAUGUGGCGGAUUUGGGUGGUCAGGAAGCAAAAGAAGGCGGAAGACCAGCUCGUUGGCUGUCUGGAGGAUGGGGAGGAGGCUGGAACACUGGAUGGAAUGGAGGAUGGGGUGGAGGAUGGAACGGAGGCUGGAACAAAGGUUGGAGUGUCUCCUAUCGACCCUGGAGCUAUAGUAGCUACUGGUGGUAGGAGCCCAACAACAGUGGCUUCCCAAAAAUCUGUAACACCUUUUCAAUAAAGCUGCUCCCAUAUUGUUAUCAACA
Drosophila biarmipes is the source of this 361-nucleotide messenger RNA. Its product is annotated as protein suex-1. NCBI's taxonomy places the organism in Eukaryota, Metazoa, Arthropoda, Insecta, Diptera, Drosophilidae. The record is from RefSeq and is a predicted model, not a curated record. The coding region runs from base 3 to 287 and encodes 94 amino acids. The transcript has a single exon.